GCACAUAUUUGCGUGACACUAAAUCAUACCAAAGCAGGCGUUGUCGAUGAAUUUCUGUGUGAUCUGAGUUCAGCUUGUGAAGACUUGGUAACGAAUCCUGAGCUGCAGCAAACUCGAACCGCAGCUAUAUACGGAAUGGCUGCCGCAGUCCCGGAUAAGUGUUUAGUGGAAGAAGUGUCGUACAUGUAUUUGGAUAGUUGUUAUGCAAUGCCUGCACCGCAAUUGCCCGCCCGUACCCUUAGUAUUGAAGGUCGUAAGAUGAGUCUUAUGAGUACACAACCGCCGGUCUUCGCAUCUGGCAGUCCAUUCGCCAAUCUCUCGUCUACAAUUGACUUACUACAUCGAAAGAACACACCGGAUAACUGA
This is a messenger RNA of Anisakis simplex (herring worm), 366 nucleotides long. The record is from the annotation of a GenBank genome assembly. Lineage: Eukaryota; Metazoa; Nematoda; Chromadorea; Rhabditida; Anisakidae.